Vicia villosa (hairy vetch) is the source of this 1209-nucleotide messenger RNA. RefSeq lists its product as uncharacterized. The record is from RefSeq and is a predicted model, not a curated record. The transcript has a single exon. Bases 1 to 1209 code for a protein of 402 amino acids. Lineage: Eukaryota; Viridiplantae; Streptophyta; Magnoliopsida; Fabales; Fabaceae.
AUGGAUGCUAAUUUGGCCAAGUCUUUUUGGUAUUCUCCGGAGGUGGGUUUUUCUUAUUCCAAUUCGCUUGGUAGGUCGGGAGGAUUGCUCAUUUUAUGGAAUGAUAAAGUGGAGGUGGUUAAUAGUUUUAAAGGAGAGGGUUACUUAGGUAUAAAAGCUUGUUGGGAGAAUAAGUGUUAUUAUGUGAUUAAUGUGUAUUCGCCUUGUCUUUUGAUCAAAAAGAUUGCGUUAUGGAAGAAGUUGCUUGAGCUAAAGGAGACUUUUAAGGAUGGGGAAUGGAUUAUGGGAGGGAAUUUCAACGUGAUUAAAAACACUAGAGAAAGGAAGGGGCAAGGGGUGUACGUGCAUAAAAGAGAUAUGGAUCUAUUUUCGGAGUUUAUUGAUAGAAGCGCGUUGGUGAACAUUCCUUGCAAAGGAAAAAAGUUCUCUUGGUUUAGCGGGGACGGGAAGUCUAUGAGUAGAAUCCAUCACUUUAUCGUGUCCAACGAUGUGGUGACUAGAUGGGAGAUUAUGGGUCAAUUUAUUGGUGAUAGGGAUAUUUCGGAUCAUUGUCCUAUAUGGAUUUUGAAAGACCAAAGGAAUCGGGGACCAAAACCAUUUAAAUUCAACAAUGAAUGGUUUAGCUUCGAUUCUUUUAUUCCUUUUGUGGAGAAAGAAUGGAAAAGCCUUAAGGUGGAAGGAAGAGGAGAUUUCGUGUUAAAGGAAAAACUAAGGCUUCUAAAAGAUAAGUUAAGGAUUUGGAACAAGGAUGUGUUUGGUAGAAUUGACUUGGAGAUGGAGGACGGUGCUAGCAAGAUGAAUUUGGCCGACGACAAAUUAGCCUCCGACGAUUAUUUCAACUUUGAUAGCACUAUGGAGUUUAGAAAGGAAGCGAGUAGUAAGUUUUGGAGGAAUUUGAGAAUAAAAGAAAAUAUGUUAUUACAAAAGUCUAGGUUGAGUUGGAUUAAGGAAGGAGACUCCAAUAGCGGUUCUUUGCACAAGGUGAUGAAACAAAGAAGGAGAAACAAUCAUUUAGGUCAUAUUCUUUCUCCGAAAGGAUUGGCGGAGACGGUUGAAGAGGUUAGGGAGACGGUAUUCAAGCACUUUGAGGAGAAGUUUGUGGAAACGGAGAUUAGUAGACCUUCUUUGGAGGGUAUCCCGUUCAAUACUUUAAGUAAGGAAGAGACGGAGGAAUUGGAGAGACCUUUCCUUCAAAAUGAGAUUAAAUAG